UUUUUUAACGGUCGGUUGAAAAAUACGCGGUUUUUGCACCAAUUUUUUAGUUAGUUGUUACUUUUUAAGUUUUAUUAAUUUAAACAAAAAAAAACUUUGUUAAUUGUGUUAUUUUAAUUGUUUACUGUUUUAUAAAAUAUGUCCUUUAGCAAAGCGAAGAUUAUAAGAUUUAACGACACACCCAACAGCGGUCUUACUAAAAGCAAACCGUUGGAAAAGGUCAGGAAACCUGAAAAUCGUAGCUGCAGCCCCACAAACUCUGAGAAUGGCUCAGUUAAAAGUGUCCCAAGCAACUUUAAGACUCCAACUUUACCAAAGAAAACCAAAACGGCCACAUCAGCCACAAAAACUAUAACCCCAAAAGACUUAUUCAAUAACGAUCUCAAAGCUUUAAAAGAAAAAACUGCGGAAUGUGAAAACAAGACUGUAUACAUUCAUAAACUGUCCGAGGAGCUGGACCAGUUGAAACUUGAAAUUGACAGUUUAAAAAAGGACAAGGAGACACUGGCCAGGGAGCAUCAAAACGAGAUGCAAAACUUAGAGUGUGAAAUGCUAGAGUUAAUGUCCAAAUUGCAAAAACUCUCCGAAGAGUCUAUAAUAAAGGAAAAAGAAGCUGAGGAGAUAUUGCGGAAGGAAGUGGAAGGUCUAAAGAAGUCUCACGAGUAUAAAGUUGGCCAGGUGGUGUUGGACUAUGAAAUUAAGCUGAAGGACUUGAAAGAAGCCAAUGAGGGGGACGUAAAAGAGAAAUUGGAAAAACUCGAACAACAUUGGAAAGAAAAACUGGAGAAUAAGGAAGCAGAAUCAGCGGCCAUCCUAAAAGAAUGCCAAGAGAUCAGCGAAUACAGCAUAAUCCAAUGUGAACUGGAAAAAAAAGAAAUUCAAAAGUUAUUAGACAAAGAAAAAAUGUCCGGUGAGGCCUUAAAAAUAAAAUAUGAUAAAUUAUUGGAGAGUAAACAGGAGCUGGAGGCCAGUUGGGAGACCAAGGAACAAGAGCUGAACAGUAAAAUUGACAAACUGACCGGUAUCAUUAAGGAAAAGGACGAAGUAUUGGCAAAACUGCAGGUGGAAGUGAAAGCCUAUCAAGUGACCAUCAGUAGUUCGCAAGUCACUAUUGAAGUGCUGAAAAGGAGGUUGAUUGAUUCUGAUAGGGAUGUGGAGCAAUUGAAACUGGAACUUUCUAAGUGUGAAACUAAACUUUUAGACUACGAGAGUAAACACUUCCACUUAACCGAGCAGCUAAAAGAGUCCCAACAAUGCAUCGAAGACCUGGAACUCCAAUAUAAUUCCAGUUGUGUCCUAAACCAGGGCUCUAUCAACAAAAUUAAAGAAAAAUUCACUGACCAAGUGGAUCAUCUUAAGGAGCAAGUGAGAGACUAUUCUAAAAAGAUUGACGCCGAGGCGUGCCUAAAGAACGACAUAAUGCAGCAACUGAACGACAAUAUAGAAACGAUGAAGAAAAUCAACAGUGAACUGCAGAAAGCGGAAGAAACCCUGGAUAUCUUGAGCGAGGAGAACGACUUGUUAAAAGAAGAAGUGGAGGCCAAAGAAAAAAUCAUCGGGGAACUAAAACAAACGAUAACGGAAAGGGAGGAAGUCAACAAGGAAUUAAACGAUAAAUUUCUGUUUUACAAAGACGUUUUGGAGGAGUACGAACAAGAAGCUUCGGAAAGUUCACAAACCCGGAAGAAGUACAUAGAAAUCAGUGGCAAGUAUGACUCUUUGCUGCAGGAUUUCGAAACGGUGGAAAUGGAAAAUAGACGGUACAAGAGCGAGAUGGAGAGCCUGACGAAGAAGCUGGAGCAUCUGCUGACUGUCCAGGACCAAUUCGAGAAGGUUAAGAAGGACAAAGAUAUUUUGGAGAGUGAGAAUUUAUUUUAUAAAACGAAGUUGGAAGAACAAAAACUGAAGAAACACUACAAACUGGCGGCGAAAGACAAGGAAAACAUCGGCAGUCCGAACCGUUCUGUUGUAGAGAGCCCUAAUAGAGGCUCCCCAUUCCGUGAGCGAAACUAACCCCACUUUUUAUAUUUUCACUUUAAUUAGUACUAAUAUUUAAGCUGCGGUAAGUAUAGGAAAGAAAAUUAACCUCAAAAGGCCCAAAGACGGUCUCGAUUUAUAUUUUGUGUUUGUACCAAAAGGCUGAGUAGUUUGUGUUCAGUACCAAUAUAGUUUUAUCAAUGUUUAUUAAAUAUUUAAAAAAAAAUUGAGUUUUGUUUGUACUUAAUAAUGACUUUAAUUUGUUAGGGAACAUCCUAUAUAUAUAUAUGGUGAAAAUAAGGAAUAAAAUGUAUCACUAUUUAAAUAAGAGUUAUUAAAAGGUCAUAUGUUAUUAUCCCUAUUUUGUCAUAAAUAAUUUGUAAAACCAGCGUAUUUCCUUAUAAGGAGUGAGUGAGUGAGAGUUUUUUUACUUAUAUGCCAAAUUUAAUUUAUUGUUACCAAACAUUCCAUUUAGUCGUUAUUUAUUUAACUUAUUUUAAUUUGUAUGUGUUUUUUCAUAUUUCAAGUAGCGCUGAUUGCCUUAGGGUUUUAGUUGUUUAUUGUUAGAACAUUAUUUGCUAGUCUGGCACUGUAUCAAUCACCGAUCAUUUUUUUUAGAUAAGUGCUUUUUUUUAUUAACGUAAUCACUAAUAAAACAUU
Molecule: messenger RNA, 2637 nt
Organism: Anthonomus grandis grandis
Lineage: Eukaryota; Metazoa; Arthropoda; Insecta; Coleoptera; Curculionidae
Exons: 7
Coding region: 139-2013 (624 amino acids)
Source: RefSeq, a predicted model, not a curated record